UCGACAGGCUCACUUAUUGUUCUCUUGCUUCUCCGGUCGAAUGAUGUCACUAUUUCGUAGUCUUUGUCGUGGAGUCUGGCCGAAAAUGCUGAGGAUAGCCUUGGGAGCACUCUUUGUUUUAUAUUCAACUCCAUUUGCCAUGUCCACCGAGUGCUAUGAAUGUACUUCUCUUGUAUCCAUGGAGGAUUGUGUUCAAUUCAUGAAGAAGACCGAAUGUCCAAAGCCAACAGAUCGCUGCCGUAACAUGACUGUUCAAGUUUUCGUCACAAUGCUCGGAGAAAAUCAGACAGGUUUUCAGAGGGGCUGCGCAUCUCAAGAUGAGUGUGUGUUCGAGCUAUGUUCGGGCCAUUUUGCGGAACACUACGGCGAGAAAUCACUCGCUUACAACGUUUGUCAGAUGAGUUGUUGUGAGGGGGAUUUCUGCCCCGAGGGAAACAUUACCAUCACUGAGGGAAAUGAAGGUCCUGUGAAAGGAGCGCGCGGCGGGAAAGGUUUUGAAAUUCUUGCGAGUGUUCCUGUCACGGUAACAAGUACUCUACUGAGCCUUGUCAGGGCCCGUUUGUUGUAAAGAUUAAGUUUUCAGCGUAAAGUAGAUGAUAAGGCAAAGUUUUACCUCUGAAUCAGCGCCACAUCAUGCAUUGAAAAAUCUGCUUUGAUGUAAUUAACGGGGCAACAUUUUCAGUUUUUAAAUUUAUGUUCGAUUACUUUUUCAAUAAAUCGACUAGUAAUUAAGAAAGAAAAAGGUUUCUACUGCUGGAAAAUUACAAACCUAUUAAAAGUUUCUUAGAAUUGAAAAAGACUUAGCAAGUUCCCUUUACUUUUUAUCUGCAUGGGUAGAAUUUGAUAUAAGAAUUGGAGUUAGUAAAUACUUCAUGUUAUCAGUUAAAUGUUUGUGUCUCACUAAGACUAUUUUGUCAAGCAUUUUUAAAGAUGGGAUCUAUUUUUCCAUUCGUUAACCUGAGUUCAGCGGCCGUUAAUCAUAGUUAAUUAACACGACGAACAAAACUACGCCUCUUAACGAAUUUUUCCACACCACACCCUUUCUAAGGAACGUGGCGAAAGCGCAGGAAUUUUUUAACCUGGCGAAUUUUUCUGCGCGAAAAAGGAAAAUAAAUUUUCUGAUUGCAUUCGAAAAAGAGGCGGUUUUUUUCCACAGUGGUAAAAUGAAAUAGAGAAAAAUGCAGAAACGUCUCAUCCUCAGUUAAAGUAAUUGUGGUUUUGCUCUCCAAAGCAGCCGGUAAUCUUUGACGUGAUAUUAAUUUUUUCGUUAGCUACUUCUCCCAUCAGCCAGUGCUUUGGUUUUGAGACCAUUGGGGACUACUUAUAUACUAGCAUUUGAACAUUUUGAUAAAUAUAAGAUGUUUGUACUUUUUCACUUAAACUGCGAUGAUAAACUUACCAUAUAGCUGACCCAAUAGUU
Messenger RNA from Pocillopora verrucosa, 1420 nucleotides. RefSeq lists its product as uncharacterized. NCBI's taxonomy places the organism in Eukaryota, Metazoa, Cnidaria, Anthozoa, Scleractinia, Pocilloporidae. The record is from RefSeq and is a predicted model, not a curated record.